Molecule: messenger RNA, 4637 nt
Organism: Hypanus sabinus (Atlantic stingray)
Lineage: Eukaryota; Metazoa; Chordata; Chondrichthyes; Myliobatiformes; Dasyatidae
Product: MARVEL domain-containing protein 3-like
Exons: 1
Cellular component (GO): membrane
Source: RefSeq, a predicted model, not a curated record
AUUCCUUUUUUGUCAGGUAUAGUUCAGAUGUUGGAGGCCACGUUAAAUAUGCUGGUGUUGGUGUGUGUGGUGGCAUCAUACAUUAUUCUCUCAGGAUACAGCAGUAAUGGUGGACUGGCAACAAGCUUCUUCAGCAUCAACAGCGAUUAUUCUCCACUUGAAGGGGAACAACUAAAGGAAGUGCAGAAACUUGAUCGGGAGUUUAUUGUAAUGAGAGCGCCUGAACUCUACACAGGCAUUGGCAUUUCCAUUGCCAUGUUUGCCAUCACCCUGGCUAUUAUAAUUAAGGGUGCUCAGGUUUUACAUAACAUGUCUCUGAAGUGGUUGAUACUUGAACUAAUAUUCAAUAUACUGGCAUCUCUAGGUUAUGCAGCAGCAGUUGGCACUUACUUGUAUUUUGUCCUCCAGAUUAAUGCUACUGAUGUUUGCAAGAGGAGGGAGCUUCUUUAUGCCAGGUAUGGUCUGAACUGGAUGAAUUGUGAUUUAGCUGGAUCUGAUGCUGCAGCAGCCUGCUUUGGCAUACUUCUUGCUAUAUUUUAUUGUGUUAGUGCAAUACUGGUUGUACAAUUUUACCGAAAGGUGGAGAAACAAAACAAAGAUACUUUACGUUCUUAAGAAAAUUUAUGUAUUAUAAUUCCACAGAAGUUUCAUAGUUGGCAUAGCUGGAAAAGACACAGAAUAAUGUGCAGCAGCGUAUAGAAUACAGAGAUGUGAUACAAAGCCAAUGUAAAAUAAUCAGCUGGGAAGGGGCACCUUAACUAACCUAACAGAAAGGGGAAACUUGAAUCAGGCUUCAUAUUUAUUCAGUAAAUCUUACUGCGCACAAUGGAAAUCUAAAAUAGAAUUGGAAUGCUGCAUUUGACAAAGUCGCCUGGCAAAAUUCAAUGUAGAAGUUUAAUUGUUCAAAAUCUCAAGUUGGACAUAGCUAUGCCCCAAAUCGAAUCACUGCAUUUUAGAGGUGGUGAUAACUUGGAAGCUGGUGGGGAACAACUAAAAAAUUACAAGUCUACCUUUUAAAGGGGUAGUAAACAUUACCUUUAAAAAAUCUAGUUAUAUUGGGUUGUGGGCAAUGUAAAAUCAGAAUCAGGUUUAUUUUCACUGGCAUGUGAUUUUAUGCUAAAUAGAACACACAACAAUCAGGGCUGGGUAUUAUAGUCUCUUGAAACUGCUAUUAAAAUUGUGGAUGAUCUGAUUAUUGGCCACCUGACUAUACUUCCCUGCCUGAUCCUCAUAACCUUUAAUUUUUCCUUUAGUCCAAUAAUCAAUCUAGGCUGAAAUAGAUUUUUAAAAAUGGCAAUCAGUAUCCCUUCCACAACAUGUUUUUCCUCAUUUCAUUAAGCAGUUCACCACUUAUCUAGUAUACACCUCUGUUCUAGAUAAUAAAAUCUCUCUUUCUGAAAUUAUUGAAUUUGAGAUAGAAACAGGUAAUUUAGCCUAACUUGUCCAUACUGGCCAGUGGGUACCAUUCGGUAUUAAUCUCAGUGAGAUUGCUCUCAUUGCCAAAGUGAUUCAGAGUUCAUCUAGGCACUUAAAUGCUGUCAGCAACCCAGCUCCAGCAAGACUCUUGGUCAGUGUAGUCUACAUACUUGCCACUCUCUGGGGGAUGAAGUUCCCCUCAUUGUCUCUAGAUCUUGUCCCCAUUACACUCAAUCUAUGUUCUCUAAAGUUAUCUAACCCAGUAUGAGGAAAUGUUUCUUGCAGUCUACUUUAUUUUAAAAAAAAGCCUUAAAAUGUUAGUUUUUCUCAACCAUGUUCACUCUUAAGCACUUCUGCUCCAAUCCCCAUUCCCCCGAACUGAACUACUCCGCUCCAGGCAACACUGUAAUGAAUGUUCCCUGCACCCUCUCCAGUACUAUUACAUCCUUCCUAACCGAAACUGCAUGCUGUACUCCAGUUGUGAUCUGACCAAGGUUUUAGCAUAACCUUAUGCACUCAGUGCCCCACUAAUCAAGGUCAAUGUUCCACAUACCUUCCUAAUCAUGCCAUUUAUCUGCAUUGCUACCUUCACAUUUCUGUAGAUGUACUCCAAGUUUCCUCUGUUCCUCAAAGCUCCCAAAGACUCUAUCAAUACUAAUAGUUAUUAGUAUUGCCAAAAUGCAUCAUCUGUUUAUUUUAACCCUACCCUAACAACACAUAGCUUGCUGCAGUGUAAGACUACCUUCCGCACUACCAAUAUGUCUGAGAAUCUUUGUUUCAUCAGAAAACUUACUAAUCUUUCUUCCCACAUCCACAUACAUUAGAAAAAGCAAGGAUCCCAGUACCAGUCCUUGUAGGACACCACUUGUCAUAGGCAUCCAAUCACAGAACUAAUCCUCUACUGCUGCCUUCUGAACCCUGUUACCAGGAUAAUUUUGGAUCCAGUUUGCCAAUUUGUCCUGGAAUAAUUUCCUAUAUGGUAUAACUUAAGAAUGACCAAAGAUCAUUACUGCACAACUUACAUGCCCUGACUGCCCUUCCCUAUCCCGUUAAAGCAGUCUCCUGUCUAGGACCUUAUUAAAGGCAUUGUUGAAGUUCAUAUAAAUCACUUCAUGCCCCUUCACAGAAUUUGAGUGGCCAGACAGAAAUUGCCCUUGACAAAGCUAUGUUUUCUAUCUCUGAUUCGUCUCUGCCUUUCCAAGUGAUCAUUAAUCCUCUCCCUCAAUAUUAUUUUUCCAAUAUUUUCCCUACCACUGAUAUUAGGCUCGCAAAUCUAUAGUUACCAAGCUUUUUCCUGAAAAGGAAGAUCAUAUUUGUUCUCCUCCUGUCAUCUGGUACCUGUGGCCAACAAAGGUAUAAAAAUCUCAGCAAUAGGUCCAGCAAUCCACCCUUGCCUCCUAUCCAGACCUGGAGAUUUAUCCAUUCAAUGUCCAACAAGGCGUUGAAAAUCCUGUAAAGGGAAAUGUGCCUUUACUAGCUUGUUCUGCCUCCUGGACUUGCUACUUCUCCUCUAGGUGAUUGUACCUUUUCAUCUGAGUAUCUACUGAGCUCACAUCCUCUGCCAUCUCAUUUUAAACCUUCACCAACAGCACUAGCAAACCUCUCAUCAAGGAUGUUGGUCCCAUUCCAGUUAAGGUGCAACCUAUCCAACUUAUACAGGUCCCACCUUCCCCAGAAAUGGUACAAAUCCAGGAACUUAAAAUACCCUUGUCCUGCACCAUCCCUUCAGCUACACAUUCAGCUGUUGCUCUACUCAAUAGUUUUGGCACCAGAAGCUAUUCUAGAGAUUAAAACCUUUCAGAUUCUGCUCUUUAAACAGCUACCAAGCUCCCUAAAUUCAUGUUGCAGGACCUCUACCUAUGUCUUUGGAAUCUCUGCCUGUUCACCCUCCCCUUUCAGAAGGACACACUUACCUCUCAUCCCCAAUAGUUUUCAAGAUGGCAUAACUUGAGAAUGACCCAAAGGUGAUUCUUGCACAACUUGUAUCUCCUUGGUGAUCACCCAUCUCCUCUCUCACUGCACCUAUGGAGUGACCAGCUCACUAAACGUUUUGACUAUAUCAUUCUUCCCCUUCCCAGAAAUUCUACAGCAAAUCUUAACUGCAGCUCCAACUGCUCCAAGUGAUCUGCCAGGAACUGUAGCUAUUCACACUUACUGCAAGGACACUGGGUUUGUCCCCCAAAUCUCUACACCCAGUAUGAGGAGCAUACUACUCUAGUCUUCAGAACAUUUACGAUUAUUCUCUUUGACUAAGACAAAGAGAAAAGAAAGAGUCCCAGGGCUGCAAUGUGCCUAAACAAAAGAUGAGAUAUGUUCUUCAAGUUUAUAUUGGGCUUUAUUAGAACAGUGAAGAAGGUCAAAGUCAAAAAGAUCAGAGUGGGAAUGGGUCAGAAUUAAAAUGACAGGUGACUAAAAUCUUGGAGUUACUCCUGUGCGCUGAAGUUUCAAUCUUUUGAAAUGUUUUCACCCUAUUCUUUGUUGCUAGCUCAAAGCUUUUGAAUUAUCAAUAUUCAAGCCAACUUCUAUUCAUACUGCAAUGCUCCCUUUAAACAUUUUAACAAUAUUAAGUUUUUUCUCCAAAACCUGCAAAGAUAAUUUAAGAGUCUUCUGCUUCUGAUUCGUGCUUACUCUUCUCAUUAUUUUACAAGUGUCAAAGUUUUCAGCAAUAUCUACUGACCUGAUUCAUUCCUCUGGCCCCCUUUCUGCAAUUUUCAGAAUCCAGCUGUUUACCAAACCUUUCUCAACUCCUAAUUUUCCCACUAUCAAUGAAUCCUGACAUUCGCUAUUGAGCAUAACAUUUGGCUUCAUACUCUAAACUGUUACACUUCAGAAAGUUCAACUUUAUACUGUUGAGACUUUCCGUGGCCAUGAAAAAUACUGCAGAAAUACAAAUCCGCCUUUAGCAUAAUAGCCAGUUUGACUCAUUAAUAUUUCUCUAUACCUCAUCUCAAGUGCAAAAAUUGCUAACAUUUACCAUGAAGGUCAAGGCAAACAUGUAGCCUCAGUGGAGCACCAUUCCAAUAUUAUCCAUUCUUAACACUAGCUUCUUAAGAAAAUAACAUCAUGUUAUAGUUUUAUAAGUAAUAUGAUCAAUAUUUAUCAGUCUGAAUUAUUGUAUUGCAUUGUUUUUGGCUAUAAGGGUGUCAGUGUUUCCUAGUACCAAUAAAUGAAAUUAGUGACGAAACUGGCUUUAGUAUAUUGGGGAUGUUGUGAAAGUGACU